Molecule: messenger RNA, 5457 nt
Organism: Pangasianodon hypophthalmus (striped catfish)
Lineage: Eukaryota; Metazoa; Chordata; Actinopteri; Siluriformes; Pangasiidae
Product: adapter molecule crk
Exons: 3
Coding region: 313-1233 (306 amino acids)
Molecular function (GO): protein binding
Source: RefSeq, a predicted model, not a curated record
AACACUUUCUCAACGUCCGCCAUUUCAGUUUGAGUGGAUGUGUUGACCGAACAGGUUAUAUUUGUACAAAGAAGUUGGUUUACAGAAGAAGAACGAGUUUGCAAGUUAGUUGUUGCUACUUUUAGCAGAAUUUCUUUUUUCACAAAGCGGGUGUGAAGUGGCAGAGGGAAGCGGCCCGAUGCUGUUUAGUGUUUUCCGAGCAGGAGCUUUCUGUGGGAGCCAAAGUUUUUGUAUGAGUUGAGUCCGGACUCCGGACUGCAGUGAGGAGAAGCGAGGCCUGGAACAAACCCUUGGGUAGGACUGAAAUCAGCCAUGGCUGGUCAUUUUGACGCUGAGGACCGUGAUAGCUGGUACUGGGGACCUAUGAACCGUAAAGACGCGGUAUCGUUGCUGCAGGGCCAGAGGCACGGAAUGUUCCUGGUCAGAGACUCGACUACCAGCAAAGGGGACUAUGUGCUGUCCGUGUCGGAAAACUCCAAAGUCUCGCAUUAUAUCAUCAACAGCUGUAGCAACAACCGACAGUCUGGAACAGGUCCAUCUCGAUUCCGGAUCGGAGACCAGGAAUUCGACACGCUCCCAGGCCUGCUGGAGUUCUACAAGAUCCACUAUCUGGACACCACAACGCUAAUUGAACCUGUCCCAGCACGUUCCAAGCACACCAGCCUGACUGGACCAGUGCCCACUGGUGUCCCAGCAAGGCAAGACGAGGCCGAGUAUGUGCGCGCGCUCUUUGACUUCCCGGGCAACGACGACGAGGACCUGCCAUUCCGCAAAGGUGAAGUGCUGCGUGUGCUCGAGAAGACUGAGGAGCAAUGGUGGAGCGCUCAGAAUGCCGAUGGACGCAAAGGCUUGAUCCCUGUGCCCUAUGUAGAGAAUUACAGACCUGCCUCACCAACCUCUGUAGGUGGGGGUCCUGGGCAGGCGGUGUCUGCUGUAGGUGCGCUGGAUAACAAUGGCGCUCCAGUUCCUGGCAAGCUGGACUACGCACAUCCUGUGGUCAACACGCCGCUGCCCAACCUCCAGAACGGGCCUGUGUACGCCAGGGCCAUCCAGAAGAGGGUGCCCAAUGCAUAUGACAAGACUGCCCUCGCACUCGAGGUGGGUGACUUGGUGGCUGUAACGAAGAUCAACGUGAAUGGCCAGUGGGAAGGCGAGUGCAAGGGCAAGAAAGGCCACUUUCCCUUCACACACAUACGCCUGCUUGACCAGCAACAGCCUGAGGAAGAAAGCUGAGACACACACACAGACACACACACUCACACACACACAUACACUCUGCUGCAGUUCUCCACACUCAACCCCCUUUUUUUUUUUUUUUUUUUUUUUUGGGUGUCCACUCCAAAAUUGCUAAAUCUAAAAACCAGACCUGGCCACACGAGUACUGGACGAUCCCCGCACUGCAAACACACCGAUAUCAAGCUUCACUUAACACACAAUCGUUAAACAAUAGUGCAGGGUGUGGACACACAUCUGCGCUACAGAGCACCAUGUAAUGAAACUCACAGGUAGGGACAGAUUAGUCAUAACAGUGACUGGUGAAUGAAUUCAUAUGCAGUAGGAACGUUUGGAUGAAGAGAUCAACUGCCACAGCCUGCUGCGAGAGAGAGAGAGAGAGAGAGAGAGAAACAGUCUUUCUCAUUAAAAACAAAGUCUAGAUUUGUACAGCAUUCGUCUAGAGCAACGUCCUGAUGUGGUACCAACACUAUCAGUCACCCUCUGUACUGAGAUAUGGAAACUGAUGAUGAGGAAAAAUGUAUGUGCCAUUACAUGAUAAAUUUAUUCCUAUUUUAAUGACCUAUAUUUGAUUUUUUUUCAAGACUUUUUGUUACAUUAGUAUUUUACCCUUUUUAUCAUUCCUGACUCGAUGCAUUUCCACAGGAUUCUUUCAGGAAUAUUUGUUUGCUAAUAGGAACAAUUUCAAAGGAAAAAAAUGGAAUUCCUCAGGAGCAGUCGGGACUUCACAUUCCGAGAUUUUUUUGUUUCAUUUGCAGGAAUGGGAGAACUGAUUCUGAUUGAGAGUUUAGGAAAAAUCUUUCCUUUCUUUUCUUUUUUUCCUUUUUUUACUCUCAUGGGAACUGACUGCACCCACCUGCUCCCACAGAAACUCUGACUGUGUCCAUCCAUUUCCACAAAAACUGACCACGCCCACCACAGCUCUACUAAUCUAUAACUUCGAGCACACUUUAAGAGCAAGGACGUUAUAUAACAUUUCAGGUUUACAAUUUCACACAUCGCCAGCAUUGUCUUUUUUUCAGUGGGUAUUUGAGUCACCACUGUGUGCGGGAACAUUUAUUCUGCCUCAUUAGGGACCUUUCUGUGGGAUACAGCAGCUCUGUGAGUCUAAAGAAAGGCAGUACAGAUAGACACAGACAGGUGGAGCAUGUGGGGUGUCAUUGCUGGCUUGCUCUUGCUCUUUCUGCUGAGUAAGUAACACAAAAAGACGAGCACACAGUCACGAACAGAUUAGAACACGCACUCGUUUCAGCAACGUUUAUUUGAACAGGUCCUUUACCUAGGAGUUUGUCUGGAUUACAAGGAAGUUUGGAUUACAUUAUCAGGAACGGUUCAUUAAGUGCUCAGGAGUAAAACCUGGAACUAUAAGCUAUAAUUACGGGGCUUCCAUUAGUUUAGGAUGUUUCAAUAUUAUUAUACAAAGUCUUCUUGGAGGUCAGUUAUGGGGUUAGAAUCAUACCAUUAAGAAUUUAAAUAUCAGAAUCAGAAUUUGAAUAUUGUUUUGAAUUUGUAUCGUACUAAAUUGAAUUUUGUACUGAAAUUGAAUUUUGUGGUUUGCAAGCCAAAAUCUGAAACGGAAUUUCAAGCUUAAUGGUAUAGGUUCAAUGUUCGAAAUUCAAAAAGUAAUAUGUGUAUAAUCUAAAAAGCAUAUAGUCUCUCUGUUAAUUCACACUAUUAGAUUUGCUUUAACAAUAAAAUCCGGGUAAAUUACAGGAAAAAGCAGUUGAACACACACACAGUAGCAUUAAGCUGCAGCAAAAUUGUAACAUUCAUAUUUAAAUUUUUGUAUUUAAAUUCAAAUUUCUAAUGGCCUGAUUCUAACACCAUAGUUGGUAUAUUUUUAGAGAAAGAGAUAGUUUGAUCAUUCUUAAUAAACCAUUCCCUGAGAAAAAGUAACAACCCUAAAUUAGGAAAUGAUCAAUGAUGAAACAGUCUUGAAACAUCCAAAGCAAUUUUAUAUUGGGGUAAGCUGACAUUUCCUGGCACAUAAUGUGUCCUCUACUCGUAGAAGAUAUGUUGUUUUUAAAGCGGUUGGUUUUUAUGAGCUGAUGGGUAUUAUUUGCCUAAAUGAAUUUCAGUGUUUGCCAGUGCUCUAGUAUUCACACGCAUGCAGUAUUAUUUCUGUACAUUAUUGUGUGCUGUUGUCAUUCAGGACACUACGGUGGUUUAACACAUGUCAGACGGCGCCUCAUGACAGCCUUGCAGCUGCAAGGUUGCAUUUGUCAAAUACGCACGUGACUAAUGUGUCAAUGCUGAUUUUAACACUGACUCAUGGGCUUUCCCUCCAUACGUCCUGUUACGUUUACUCGAGUGAAGCUCCAGGAUCAGUCCUGAGAGAUUACAUUAGCAUGGCUGUAGAUUGUUCCAGAAGGCAUUGUGAGUUAUUGUAGUUUGUUUUUAAUAAAUAAGAUAUGGACUUGGGUAAACAGACUGUACUAAUUGCUUCCUGUUGUGGCCACUUCACAUCAUGAUGUAGCUGCUGUGCACUUCAUGCAAAAUCAUGAGGGGAAGUGGGUGACAGGGUGUUAAAAACAGCGCUGAAAAUAGGAUUAGUUGGCAGUAUGAUACUGAUAUCGCAAUAUAUUAACAUCAUAAUAUACUCAUCUGGGCGUUACGAGCAUCAUCAGAUGGCAGCGCUCCUGUAGCUCUGUAGUCACUCGCGGUAACAAGUAACUGAUUAGACAUUUUUGUUGUUUCAUUUCCUUGUCUGACAUGCUUCCAUUUUUGUAAAUUUUGUAAUGUUUUUGUUUUUGUAAAUAUUUAAAAAUCUAUGAACUUAGCUUUUUCCGAAUUUGUUUGCAGAUUGUCGUGUUGAUGCUUUGUUACACGACCAGAAUUCGGUUGUGAUGCAUACUAUUCAUUGUGAAAAAGUAUUAUGGUACUUGAUAUUUUCACCCAGUCCUAACAGAUCCGCAAAGCUUGUUGAGUCACAUCAGCUUUUUAAACCACUUAUUGCAAUUACAAUGACCAAGUCUGUUUUUUUUUUUUUUAAUUAUUAUUUUUUUUUUUAUUAUUAUUAUUAUUUUUUCCCAUAUUUUCUAGUGUUUUUCCUGAAAUGGAAGCGUAAUGAUGCUUUCCCCUGAUUGUCACGAGGUUAAUCAGUGAUUCACUCUUUACACCACUUUUCCGUUAUUUUAUUUACAUGUCCAUUGUCAAAAUUACUCUUUGCUUUUACUCGGGCGUUUUGUGCUUCACUUGUCCUGAUGAAAGGGGUAGGUACUGUACUGAGAAAUGAAUGCUUUAAAUGGUAAAAUGGAGAAAAGAGACUGGCAAACCCAUCUUCACUGACUAGACCACUCUGUUUAUGUUUAAAAAGACUCUGAGAUGCUCGCCUACACAAAUGUGUAUUUGUAUGCUUUGGACUGAGGGUUGUUUUCAUAUGUAUGUAGUAAAGGUUAUACAGUGUCUAGAGAAACAGGAUGUUUUGGACAGAAAUCCUUCAUCAGCUGCUCUUGCAAUGUGCUUCUACCCAAUGUUUUUGCUUUUGUCCAAAAUGUGCAGUUUUUCUAGCUUUUACUGCAUUAAAUAAUAAAUAAUUAAGUACACAGCAGUGUGUGUGUGUAUGUGUGUGUGUAUAUAUAUAUAUAUAUAUAUAUAUAUAUAUAUAUAUAUAUAUAUAUAUAUAUAUGUACGUACACACACACCUAUUUUUUUCUUUUUACAUAGUGUAGGAAAGAGGUUCUCCAGCUUCCAGCAAGGCUCGGACUACUCACAAGUGUGCUUGAUGUGUCAUCUUGCACAUUUUACUAAAUACUAAUAAUUUGGUUAAAGAAGGUGAAAGUGUCUUGGAAAUGCCACCUUCUGCUGUGAUCCAUCAUAUACAGUUUUAAUUAUGUUUACAGUAAAUAAAAAAGCAGUAUUUCAUCCUUAUGCAUACUUUUUCUUCCCAAAGUGGUUGAUCCUUCAGUGUGAUCACAAAGCAUUUCAUUCAGGAGGUCUGUUAUUCACGCCAAGUUCAUUAUGUAACAUUUGUUCACCACAUUUACUUGUGGUAUUAUGCACCUUACCUCCUUAAUCAACCCCAUCUUUUUAUUAUUUUUAUAUUUUAUACAUAGAAAUGCUUUGCUUCCAUUUUCUUUGCAUGGAAGAGGAGUGGAAAUUGUUCAUACUGACUUAAGAAAGUGCCAAUUGUAUUAAAGCUAUCAUUUGAAGUCUAGAUUUUCAUAUUAUGGGCCAUGUAAUGUGUUACUAUACUUAGUAAAUAAAACGUAUUACCAAAGCUGA